Anastrepha ludens (Mexican fruit fly) is the source of this 5313-nucleotide messenger RNA. RefSeq lists its product as uncharacterized. The transcript has 2 exons. The record is from RefSeq and is a predicted model, not a curated record. The coding region runs from base 103 to 657 and encodes 184 amino acids. NCBI's taxonomy places the organism in Eukaryota, Metazoa, Arthropoda, Insecta, Diptera, Tephritidae.
GUUCACUGAUCGCAAAUCAAAACCACAACUAGCAGUUGUAGCAGUAUAAGUGCCAGCAGCAACAGCCAUAAUAACACCAGCGGCAACAUAAACACUUUUCCAAUGAAUGUAUCCAACAGCGGCAUUGGUGGCAGUGGCGGUGGCGGUGGUAGUGGCAGUGGCAGUAGCAGCGCCAGCAUCUAUGAAAAUGCUGCUGGCUACAGUAUUGUCGCAGGUAAUAGUGCAACCAUCAACAAUAGAUACACAUCGAAUAGCGGCAGCAAUAAUCACAAUGCCAGUAAAGAUCAUCACCACGCUUAUCAGCAGCAGCAGCAACAAUACAACCACCAGCAGCCGCAUAAUCACCAUCAUCAUGGAACUCACCAUUAUCAGCAACCACAACAACAACAACAUCAGCACAAUUUGAACAGUGUUGGCAACAACACCACUACCGGUAACAUUAGCAGCGCCGUUCACAACAACAGUCAAACGCAUAGCGUUGGCAAUGCGCUACAACGUCCAACAGAGAAUAAAUCAAGUCUCUGGUUGAUGAUGAAUGGUGGAGGUGGAGGUGGAGGCGGGGCUGCCAACAACAGUGGGCAGCACAACAUAGGUAGUUGUGUUGGUGUUGCCGCAGACAGAACUUUGCCACAACCACCACCGCACGUGCAACACUAAAAUUCUACCAAUGUCGCAAUCAGCAACGCAAUGAAUGGUCGGAGAAACGGUUUUAGCAGCUUUUGCAAACUUAUUUUAUUAAUUGUUGUAAAUGAAAGAAAAUCAACUAAAAACAUACCAGCAACUUGCGUGUUUCAAAUAUUUUCUUGUCAUUUUUUGUAUUAUAAAUAUUUUUAACUUUAUUUUAUUUUCAUAUUACGAAUAAAUAGAAAUUUUAAAACUUAUUGUAUAUUUACAAAAUAAAUAUGUAAAACGCAAACAAUAACAAAAAAUGUAAAAAAAAAACAAAAAGCUACCUAAGAAUUUUUAUUGCAAUUUUUAUAUAUUAUUUUUUAUUUAAUUUUUAAUUUGAUUCCUUUUUGUUUUGUUUUAUUUUAAUUUUUACAACAUGUAAAUGUAUAAGACUUUUAUUGAAGUGAAAUGAAGCGAAAAAAGAUGAUAAUAAAAACUGUAUUUAGCAGUAGUAUACGGCAAAAUUUAAGGUCGUGGGAAAGUAAAUGCUAUUAAGAAAGUAUAAUAAGAGAAACAAACUACAAAAUCAACAACAAAAGCAUAACAAACACAACCAAUAAUCGCAUAUUUUCAAGUCAUUUUUUUUUAUUUACAUAAUUUUAUUAUAAUUAUAAAUAGCCUUAGUAGAUAUGACUUAAAAAUGUUUACAAUAAUUGUUAGUGUAGAAAUUAUAUACUUAUAUGAAAUUACCACAGAAGGAUUUCAGCGUACGAAAACGAAAACAAAGCAAAAAAAAAAAUAUAUAUAUACAUAUAUAUUAGCGAGAAAUAGUUUAGAGCGCUUGAAAAGAGUUUAAGCGAAGCUUAAUGAAUAUGGAAAUUUUUAAGAUGUCGAAAACAUGACAAUUAUAAGUUUUUUUUAAACAAAUUUGUAUAAUUUUUACAUAAAGCUUGAAACGUCUAAAUCUGUGCAUUAUUUCAAAGUGCAAGCUGUGCACUUUAGUUCUCAUUGAUUAGUCGGUUGUUGCUUUUCACAUAACCUAAUUUUCUUUUCACAUACUCAAAAACUUGCCACUUAUGCGCCAAUUAUAGUAAAUUUGUUUUUGUUCGAGUGGCUAUUUUUAAAAUGUGCUUUUGAAUUCAUAAAAAAAAACAAAAAAAACAUAGACCGAAAAACUCCCCUUUCUUAAUAAGUGGCUUAAUUUUAUUAAAUAUAAAAAUUUACAUUUUAGAUUUAGUUAGACAUAUAUCAUUUUUUAAAUUGUAAAUCUGCUGCUCUGUGUUUUUCUUUGUUUUGGUUUUGUCAAACAAAACUUCUCUACUCUAUAGAUUUUUUUCUCUUUUUAAGCUAAUGUUAUAUAACUUUUAACUUAAGACUUGUGUAUUAUUAUUACUUUUAUUUUCCAUUUUCGUUAUCGAAACUAACGUCAGAGAAAUCAGCAGCAAACAGCAUUUUCGUUCUGUAUGCCAAAACGUAUUGAUAUUAUUUUUCACUUCCACUCACCGAAAAUGACUACAACAACAAUUACAAAAAUAAUACAAGUGUUAUUAGUUUGAAGUGAUUUUAAUGUGUAAUUAUUUAUAAUUGAAUAUUUUUUGUUUUUACCAUUUUUAUUUGGUUUGACUUAGUUCAAAUGUGCUUUUAUUUAACUUACAUUUUAAAUUGUUUUUUUUUUUUUUUGUUUUUUACAAUAGAAAAUUUAAGAAUCCUCGUUGUAAUAUUGCAGUGAAGAACUAGUUUUAAUUUAAUUAUAUAUAUUUUAUUAUUUUUUUUAUUAAUAUUAAGUGAUCAACGUAAUGCGCUUUUAAUGAUGUCCUUGUUGUGUUAGUGAGACUUUCGUACUUGACGCUAUUUUAGUUUUUGUAGGAAGGUUUUUCUUCGUUCCAAUAAAAAUUUAUUAAAACAAAUAUUUAAUUUUUACAAGAUCUUAUCGUAAAUAGUUUAUCGAAGCAAAAAAUAAAAAUAAAUAUACUAUAUAUAAUAAUUAUAAAUUGUUAAAAUGUUGAAUUUGUGCUCGAAAAUUUAGAAUUGAUAAAACGUCACUUUGCUGUGCUUUUACCUUUUUAUUAAAAAAUUAAAAAAAAAAAAUUAUAAAAAAAAACAUUAAGUGUAAGUUUAACUAUUUUACUAUUUUUUGUGGUUUCCAAAUAUUACAUACAUACAACAUACAUAUGUAUACAAACAUGCAAUUAAAAAGUAAGAAAUUUGCAUACUUGUAGAACUUAGCGACCUCUUUAUUAUAUUCCUUUUCGCAAUUAAGUGUUUAGAAUUUAUAUUUAUAUACAUAACUCAUACCUGCACACACACAAACAUCUAAAAUAUAAAUAAAUACAAAUACAUGAAAAUUUUGUUUAAAAAAGAAGUUGCAUACUUAGCUCAGACACAUUCUAUAUACGCAGUGUGCCCAGCUCUUGAAUCCAAAAACACAAAUUAAAACUUUUUUUUAUUUAUGCUGGUAACUCUAUUUCAUGAUGAUUGAUGUAACAGUAUAAAACAUUCCCAAUACAUUAUGAAGGAUGCUGCUGAAGUGACAAUCCUUGGUUGAAUGUAAAUUCAGAUCGUUCGGUGGCUUUCGCUAAAGAGCACCAAAGUUUUUUCGAACUUUUGUGUUUCAGUUCAGAGUUUUACACAACUUUUGUACAUAAGUUGAUACCUCAAUCACAAUUACACACUUGAUUUCUUUCAAUUUGGUUUCUUAAAAACUAAAGAAUUUUUUUCUAUCACCCUGCUUUUGUCUUUUGCAUUUUGCCUUUAUUGAUCAUAAUUCGAGUUAAUCACCACUUGCCAUGGCAAAUUUUUUUUUUUUAUAAAACUUGAAAAAAAUCAGUUUUUUUCUAAGGUUGAUGUCAAAGCGAACGUUAUAAGCUAUGCGAAGCUUAAAGCGAUAGUCGUUCCAACCGAGAGUGGUCUUGUAAUAAGAAGUCAGUGAAAGCAGUAGAAAAGUUGAGCGAGCUGCUGUACUCCUUUGUAUGCUUUAAAUGUGAACAAUAGAAUCGGACGAAGAGUUUGUAUUUGAAGCGGUGGUUUUACCAAUUUAUUUGAAAAAAAAUUGGAAUACAUUAAAUUAAACAAUUUCUAUAUUAAUUUUUUUAACAUUAAAUUAUAUUUUUAAUUUUAAUUUUAUUCACUGGAUGCAAAAAAAUAAUCGUUAAUUAGCUUUUCUACAACGAUUUCCGUUGUUUGGUUCGAUUAGCUCGCACGAGUAAAAAUCAAAACACUUGCUAAAAUUUCAAAAUGCAUCGUUGCUUAUAAUAUUGGAAAACAUAAAUGCGCGUAUUUAAACUUUCAAAGCACCAAAACAACAACUAAAACGUCACCGAAAAGAAAACAUACACAAGGAAAAUCAGUGAACGUUCAAGCGAUGAACCAUUAUACCACCUGCUUGACUGCUCUGUGCUCUCGAAAUCACUAAAAGUCUCUUUCCUGCUCGCUCUCACGCUGAUAUCUUUUGCCUUUUUCCCAUAAGAAUACACACACAGCAGUUUAUAGCUGGAAGUAGCGCCAUGUUGCAGCACUACUCAUAGUGUGGAAAAAACUUGUUACGGCCCUUUGCCACUUAACGGAACGACAGGAACUUAUAUAUAUGUAUAUAUACACGGACCGCUCUGAAAUAAACCUGAGUGAUGUAUAACAUCUGAUGAAAUUGAAAAAGCUUGAUUAUUUUUUAAACGCCCACUGAUCAAAUAGUUGACACACUGUAUGUAUAAAUGCCAUUUUAUGGUUUAUCGCUAAUAAGGUGGUUUCGGUUGAAAAUAAUUUAUUAAUUAAAAAAUCGUUUCGUUUUCAGAAAUUACCGGAAAUUUUUUUCUUUUUGUAAUUUGCGCAACCCUUGCUAAACUUGUAUUUUUGAGAAAAAUACCACAUUUUGAAUAUUUUAUAUUUAAUUUUAUAAAUCAAUGCAAAUAUUUAAGCAUUUCUCUGCUUUACUAAUACUGUUCUACAACGCCAGCUCAGUUUUUAACAUUUUAUUGUGGUUUGGACCCAAUAAAUGAUGGUAAAUACAUUUUUAUCAUCUUGACAACUUUUUUUAGGUUUAAUUUCUUAUGACUUAUUGUCUCUUCAAGUCACUCAAAUGGUUUCAAUAUUUGCUAUCUCUCUUAAAACCCACUCUUCUAUAUUUAUGAUUUCCCCACAGUUUAAUUUCUCUCAAAAGCUUAGCUCUCAGUGGUGAAUUCUCGCGCACAUACAUUUGCACCUUAACCUCUUCUAUUUGUGAUAAACUGAAAUUGCUAAAUGCACUUCUAUUUAAAUAAAAAAAAAAGAAACGAAACAAUGAAUUCAAAUGCAAAGACCUAGAAAAAAGAAAUUGUUAACACGUUCCACCAAUUUUGGUUUUUUCAAAUAUUUUUUAUUUUUAUAUUUACAAAUAUUACAUUCUGAAUUGUAAUAGUGAUUUUGUUUACUUUUAUGUUAAAAAAAUGAUAACAAUAAAAAAAUUGAUUUAAAAAAGUUAAUACUAUAGUUACACGAUUAAAUACACAUACAUAUACGUAUGAAUACACAUGAAAUGCGUGAACUUAUAUAUACCUAAUUUGUUUGUGUACACAUAAAACAUUUAUAUAUAUAUAUAUUAAUAUAUACGAUGAAUUGUAUUUAAUGCUAAACAUGCGAGAACGUUGUGCAAACGACAGCAAAGAAAAUGGGGGAAAACGAAGAAAUAUUAAAAAAACAAAAAAUAGAAGUCAGUCUGCUGUUUUUUUUUUU